Molecule: messenger RNA, 888 nt
Organism: Oryza brachyantha (malo sina)
Lineage: Eukaryota; Viridiplantae; Streptophyta; Magnoliopsida; Poales; Poaceae
Exons: 2
Coding region: 1-888 (295 amino acids)
Biological process (GO): protein ubiquitination
Molecular function (GO): protein binding
Source: RefSeq, a predicted model, not a curated record
AUGGCGUCGUCGUCAUCCUGGAACCUCACCGAGGCCACCAAGGCCGUUCACGACAUCACGGUGAACGGCUACUCUGCCACCAAAGCCGCCGGCAGUAGGGGCUUCUCUUCCAAGCGGCUCACCGUGGGUGGUUACGAGUGGGAGAUCCACUACGCCCCACAGGCGGUGAACUUCUGCGGGGCUGCGUUCAGGCUCGCCUUCCUCGGCGCGACGAGGACACCACACGUCAGGGCGUCGUUAAGCUGCGGCCUGAUGGAGCCCUCGACGUCGUCCGUGGCACAUUGGCUUGACGCAAGCGGGAUGCGUCACAUGUGCGAGGAGAAAGUUGUGUCGACCAGUUUUUACAUGACCACGCAGUGCACUCGCUGGGCUGAGCUCAUGCGCCAAGACGAUCUGGAGAGGAAUUCGAACAUUUUAGCUAAUGAUUCCUUCAGGGGUGAGAGUGGACGACUACUCCGCCACCACCAAUGCCAGGCCAGCGCCGCCUCCUUCCGUUCCAAGCGGCUCACCGUGGGUGGCUACCACUGGGAGGUCCACUACACCCUCAACUUCUCCGACGCCGCGGACGGCGAAACGUGGGUGGCGCUCAAGCUCGUCUUCCUCGGUGCAGCGGCGGCGAAGAAAGCGGCAGGCGGCGGCGGCGGGAAUGCGUCGCUCAAGUGCAUCCUAAAGGUUCCCCUUUCUGACGACGACGACGACGACGACGUCCUCACCGUCACGGAGGUGGUGCUAGAGUUAACCGGGGGCUACCACGAAUACGAGGAGAAAUCCGUGGCGGAUGUGUUCUCCAGCCGUGCAGAUUCCUCGCCCUGGCUUCGGCUCGUAACCAGGAAAGAGUUUGACUCUUGUCAUGAUAUUAUCAGCCUUGACUGCUUGCUUCCUUGUUGA